Molecule: messenger RNA, 1851 nt
Organism: Chlorella variabilis
Lineage: Eukaryota; Viridiplantae; Chlorophyta; Trebouxiophyceae; Chlorellales; Chlorellaceae
Exons: 5
Coding region: 1-1851 (616 amino acids)
Biological process (GO): protein histidyl modification to diphthamide
Molecular function (GO): 2-(3-amino-3-carboxypropyl)histidine synthase activity
Source: RefSeq, a predicted model, not a curated record
AUGCUGGAGGAGCGCUGGCGAGUGCAGGAGACUGCAGACUACCUUUGCAGCCGCACUUUCUCUGUCGUCACGCUACAGUUCCCAGACGAAUAUCUGCAGCAUGCUUCACGCGUGUGUAAAGCCGUACAAGCAGCUUGCGACAGCAGGGGCCACUACAUCCAGGCCUACAUCCUAGCCGACACCAGCUACAACAGCCUGAGCGUCGACGAGGUGGCGGCGGCGCACGUGAAUGCGCAGUGCGUGGUCCACUAUGGCCGCGCCUCCUUGACCAAGCUCUCCCGCCUCCCAGCCUUCUUCGUCUUCCCGCAACAGCAGCUCAACGUGCAGGCGGCAGCUGCAUGCUUGGCAGCCAGCUCGCUGCUGGCUGCUGGCGGCGGUGCCAGCGACAGCAGCGGCAGCAGCGGCGGCGGCGGCCCUGUGCUCGUGUUUGUUGACCAGCCACUGCUGCACCGGCUGGAUCAACUCAAGGCGGCGCUGCUGGAGCUGCUGGAGCAGCAGCAGGGCCCCGGGGCGACAGCGCAGCUGGUGUUUCCCACCGUGCCGCAGCAGCACAUGGAGCCAGAGGGGCAGCAGGGAGUGCAGCAGGCGCAGCCGACACAAGCUGGCUGCUGUGGAGGAGGUGCUUGCGGCAGCCAGCAGCAGCAGCAAGAGGCAGCCCCGCAGCAGACAGGCUGCGGAUCAGCUGCCUGCUGUUCUGCGGCGCCCAGCAGCAGCGGCGGCGCAGGUGCAGGUGCGCCGCAGGUAGGCCCGUCUCCAGCAGCAGGCUCGCCGGUCAGCCGUGAUGACGUCCCCAGCAGCAGCAGUGGCGGCCAGCACAGCCUGGCCGGGUACCAGUGGCGGCUGCCAGCUGGGGUGGCGCCGCAGGAUUGCGGGCUGGUGUGGGUGGGCGCCCCAGAUGCCCCCGCCCUGCUGCAGCUGCAGCUCACCUACAACACGUGCCGCUGGGCGAUGCUGGACCCCAGCCUGUUGCCCCUCGCCGCGGUCGCCAGCCCCGCUGACGGCGCCGCCAGCCCCGGCAGUGGCGGCGGCGGCAGCAGCGCGGCGCUGCGCGAGGGCCUGCCGCUGGAGAUCAGCCGGGCGCUGCGGCGGCGGUACUUCCUUGUGGAGAAGGCGCGGGAGGCGAGCAUCGUGGGGAUCCUGGUCGGCACGCUGGGCGCGGCGGGGUACGCCGACGCGGUGCAGCGCCUGCGCGCCGCGGCGGCGGCCGCCGGCAAGAAGACCUACACGCUGCUCAUGGGCAAGCCCAGCCCCGCCAAGCUGGCCAACUUCCCGGAGAUCGAGGUGGGUGCGGAGGUGUUUGUGCUGGUGGCGGACCCCCAGGGCCAGAUCCUGGACAGCAAGGAGUACCUGGCGCCCAUCAUCACACCGCACGAGGCGCAGCUGGCGUUUGGGGCGGCGGAGGGCUGGGACUCGCGGCGGUACAGGCUGGACUUUGAAGGAGUGCUGCAGCAGCAGCAGGCGGAUGUAGGCGCCGCAGCCUGCUCUGACGGCAGCCGCCGGGGACAGGAGCCCCGCUUCUCCCUCCUGUCCGGAGGAUACACCGGCAGUGGCGGCAGCGGCAGCGGCAGCGAGCAGGGGGAGGGAGGGGAGGAGGAGCGGAGCGGCGGCGACCCGGGCACGGCCCGGGCACAGCACGCGCAGCGGGCGCUGCAGGUCAGCGCGGCGCCGGCUGGACGCUCCGACCUGGUGCAGCCCAGGUCGGCGGCCGACUACCUGCUGCACAAGCGCAGCUGGCAGGGGGUGGAGGCGCCCCUGGUGGGGGCUGGCCCCAAGGCUGUGGAGGCGGCGGUGGAGGGGCGCAGCGGCAGGGCAGCGGCGUAUGCCGAUGAGCCCGGCCGGGCGCAGCAGUAG